Elgaria multicarinata webbii is the source of this 1407-nucleotide messenger RNA. RefSeq names its product carboxypeptidase B2 (gene CPB2). Gene Ontology annotation, biological process: proteolysis; fibrinolysis. The record is from RefSeq and is a predicted model, not a curated record. Lineage: Eukaryota; Metazoa; Chordata; Lepidosauria; Squamata; Anguidae. The transcript has 11 exons. Bases 20 to 1297 code for a protein of 425 amino acids. Gene Ontology annotation, molecular function: metallocarboxypeptidase activity; zinc ion binding.
UCUCUUGGAUCCAUUGCAAAUGGCUGCUAUGAAGUUUUUCCUUUUAAUCUGUAUAGUAUCUGUUGUCAGUCAAAAGAAGUAUGUCUCUGCUCUCCAAAGUGACCAGGUUUUAUGGGCUCUUCCACGAUCAGACAGUCAAGCUGAAUUCCUUCAGAAUUUGACUGCUACUUUUGAGAUUGUGCUUUGGCAACCUGAUUCACCCAAGAACAUAAUGAAGAACAAAGAAGUACAUUUCUACGUCAACAUAUCUGAUAUAAAUGAAGUGAAAGCUGCACUUAGCCAAUCUUCCAUUUUAUACAAAGUUUCGCUGGAAGAUGUUCAGAAAAUGAUUGAGACGCAGAUUGCCAAUGACACAGUCACCCCCCGUAGCUCUGCAUCAUUUUAUGAACAAUAUCAUUCUCUAAAAGUAAUAUACUUUUGGAUGGAAGAAAUGGCUGCGAAACAUGCUGAUAUCAUCCAAAAAAUACGCAUUGGGGUUUCCUAUGAGAAACGACCACUUUAUAUUUUGAAGCUUUCAGAUGGACAAAGAACACCCAAAAAUGCCAUUUGGAUAGAUUGUGGUAUCCAUGCCAGGGAAUGGAUUUCUCCUGCUUUUUGUCUCUGGUUCGUAGGAUAUGCGGCUCACUCCCUACAGACAAACAGAGAUGCAGGAAUGGUAAGACUACUACAGCAGCUUGAUGUCUAUGUCAUGCCGGUAAUGAAUGUGGAUGGCUAUGACUACACAUGGACUACGAACCGGAUGUGGAGAAAAAGCCGUUCCCUGCAUGACAACAACGUGUGCAUUGGUACAGACUUAAAUAGAAAUUUUGAUGCAGGCUGGUGUGGCAAAGGUGCAUCUGAUGAUGCGUGUGAACAGACAUACUGUGGACCUUACCCGGAGUCUGAACCAGAAGUAAAAGCUGUCGUUAAUUUUCUCAAAAAGCACAAGGAACAUGUUAAGGGAUAUAUAACAAUGCACUCUUAUUCCCAGAUGGUUCUGUUUCCAUAUUCCUAUACUAAAAAUAGAAGUAAAGAUCAUGAUGAACUGCAAAGUGUGGCAUUCAAAGUAGCUAAUACUAUGAAAGUUAAAUACCAAAACCGCUAUCAGGCAGGUGCUGGUGCGCAAACAAUCUAUUUAGCUCCAGGAGGUUCAGAUGAUUGGGCUUAUGACCUUGGGAUAAAGUAUUCUUUCACUUUUGAACUUCAAGACACAGGAAGAUAUGGAUUCUUGCUUCCUCAGAAUCUCAUUAAACCCACUUGCCAUGAAGCGCUCGCUGGAAUCAGAACUAUAGCUUCACAUGUCAUUAACAAUAUGUGAAAUACAGUAUUCUAUUUAGCUUUGCACAGUAUUGCAUCAGUUGACAUAUUUCACAAAAUGUGAAAUACUGAUUCAAGUUAUUUGUUAUUUUAAUUUCAAUAAAAACUGAU